Messenger RNA from Chaetura pelagica (chimney swift), 1452 nucleotides. RefSeq names its product abhydrolase domain containing 13 (gene ABHD13). The transcript is spliced from 2 exons. NCBI's taxonomy places the organism in Eukaryota, Metazoa, Chordata, Aves, Apodiformes, Apodidae. The record is from RefSeq and is a predicted model, not a curated record. The coding region runs from base 66 to 1079 and encodes 337 amino acids. Gene Ontology annotation, molecular function: palmitoyl-(protein) hydrolase activity. Gene Ontology annotation, cellular component: membrane.
AUGAGGCCUGGGAAAUCAUCACAUCCAAAGGAUUUACUUGGAGUAAAAGAUCACUGACUUCUACAAUGGAAAAGUCAUGGAUGCUUUGGAACUUUGUUAAAAGAUGGCUGCUAGCUUUGGCUUCCUGGUCUUGGAGUCUCUGCCGUAUUUGUCUUUUACCCUUGAUAGUAACUUUUCACUUGUAUGGAGGCAUUAUACUACUUGUAUUAAUAUUUGUAUCAAUAGCAGGUAUACUAUAUAAAUUCCAGGAUGUGCUGCUUUACUUUCCUGAACAGCCCUCUUCAUCACGCCUUUAUGUUCCUAUGCCUACUGGUAUACCACAUGAAAAUAUCUUCAUCAAGACCAAAGAUGGAGUUCUUCUCAAUCUUAUUCUGCUGAGAUAUACAGGGGACAAUGCAGCAUACUCUCCAACCAUCAUUUACUUUCACGGGAAUGCAGGCAACAUAGGCCACAGGUUGCCAAAUGCUUUGUUAAUGUUGGUAAACCUGAAAGUAAACUUAAUUCUUGUUGAUUAUAGAGGGUAUGGAAAAAGUGAAGGAGAAGCAAGUGAAGAAGGUUUGUACUUAGAUUCUGAGGCUGUGUUAGACUAUGUGAUGACUCGGUCUGAUCUUGACAAAACGAAAAUUUUUCUUUUUGGCCGUUCCUUGGGGGGAGCAGUAGCUAUUCACUUAGCUUCUGAAAAUUCCCAUAGGAUUUCUGCCAUUGUGGUGGAGAACACCUUUCUUAGCAUCCCAUACAUGGCCAGCACUUUGUUUUCUUUCUUUCCAAUGAGGUAUCUUCCUUUAUGGUGCUACAAAAAUAAAUUUCUGUCCUACAGAAAAAUCUCUCAGUGCAGAAUGCCUUCCCUCUUCAUCUCUGGGUUGUCUGACCAGUUAAUUCCACCAGUUAUGAUGAAGCAACUUUAUGAAUUAUCCCCAGCUCGGACUAAGAGAUUGGCGAUAUUUCCUGAUGGAACUCAUAAUGACACUUGGCAGUGCCAGGGUUAUUUCACUGCACUUGAACAGUUCAUCAAAGAAGUAAUAAAGAGCCACUCCCCUGAAGAAAUGGCGAAAACAUCAUCUAAUGUAACAAUAAUAUAAUUGAUAUUCUUCCUUGGGGUGGGAGGACUACCUGCACUGUACCUUGAUUUGUGAAAAGUGGUAAAAGAAUGUCCAUUUUUAAAUGUAUGUCAUGUCUGUACUUGCCUAAAGAGUGAAAUUAAACUUUGAAAGGUCUGAUGCUUUAUUGAGAUGUUCCAGAUAAUUUUUACAUUUGCAGCAUUGUAAAUGAACCAUUUUAUGUCUUUCUCAUACUUCUUUGGUAUCUCUGUCCAUAUAUUCCCUUUGUUUGAUAUGUACAACAGAUGCUAUUAAAGGAACUUGCUACAAAAGUAGUACAGAAUGUAUUAGUCUAGAACAACAGAAGGCUCUUCAGUAUUCACUGCUGUAUGUGUGAGCUUUUUGGACAGUCAGG